AUGGCGGCGGCGGUGGAGGAGGCCGCGGAGGCUCUGUCGGUGCUGCUGGGCCCGGCCGCCGGUACCGAGGCCCGGACGGGGGCAGCGGAGGCGGCUCUGGCGCUGUCGGGAACGGCCGAGGGGCGGCGGCUGCUGACGGAGCGGCCCCGGCUGCUGCGGGCGCUGCUGGAGCUGGCGGCGGGGCCUGGACCUGCCCGUCGCUGCCUGCUGAACGUGUCCGCCGAGCCCGCAGCCCGGGGGACGCUGCUGCCGGCGCUGCCCGCUCUGGUGCCGCUGGUUCCGGCCGGGCCGGUCUGCGGGCUCCUGGCUAACCUGAGCCGGGAGCCCGGCGGGGCCCGGGCCGUGCUGCGGGCGCUCGGCUCCCGUUGGGACGCUCUCCUGCGGGCGCUGGUGCAGCCCCGACCACCACCGGAGCUGGGGCCGCUGCUCUGCAACCUCAGCCAGGUCCCCGAGGGCCGGAGCCGGCUCCUGGACCGCUCCCGGUGUGCGGUGCAGCGGCUCCUGCCAUUCACGCAGUACCGGGGAUCCACCGAGCUCCGCCGCGGCGUCGUGGGUGCGCUCCGGAACUGCUGCUUCCAGCACGAGCACCACGAGUGGCUGCUGAGCGAGGCUGUGGACAUCCUGCCCUUCCUGCUGCUGCCCCUGGCUGGGCCCGAGGAGCUCCCUGAGCAUGACAUGGAGCGCCUGCCCCCAGACCUGCAGUACCUGCCCCAGGACAAGCAGCGGGAGGAGGAGCCUGACAUCAGGAGGAUGCUGCUGGAAGCCAUCAUGUUGCUCACGGCCACGGGCCCCGGACGGCGCCGGGUGCGGGACAUGGGCACGUACGUGGUGCUGCGGGAGCUGCACGGCUGGGAGCAGCACCCGGGGGUGCGGGCGGCCUGCGAGCGCCUGCUGCAGGUGCUGAUCGGGGACGAGCCCCCCCCGGGCAUGGAGAACCUGCUGGAGGUGAAUAUCCCAGAGGAUGUGGAGCAGCAGCUCCAGCGCCUGGACCUGGAGGAAGAGGAGCAGCAGUGGUGGGAGCCAGAGCCAGAUCCAGAGGGACCCUCUCGGUGACACAGGCUCAGCCUCAGCAUCCCCUGGGGUGCCAAUGUGGGACCCACCUUGAGGUCCUGCAGGGCAGGGCCCCCCCUUUGCCUUUCCCAUGGGGUGAGGCUGGAAUGUGGGGCUGGGGGCAGGAAGGGGUCGAUGCUCCCUGCCUGGUGCCCCCUGCCCAGCGCUGUGGGGCUGGAUCCCCCCGCUUGGCCCACAUCUGGACCCACACAAUGUGCCUUGAGGAAUAAAAGGU
Messenger RNA from Melopsittacus undulatus (budgerigar), 1285 nucleotides. RefSeq names its product HGH1 homolog (gene HGH1). The coding region runs from base 1 to 1053 and encodes 350 amino acids. The record is from RefSeq and is a predicted model, not a curated record. Lineage: Eukaryota; Metazoa; Chordata; Aves; Psittaciformes; Psittaculidae. The transcript has 7 exons.